UUUGGUAGUAGGAUGUUUUCCACAAUAACUUAAUGGCAUGAACUUGUUUGUCUGGUAAGUUCUCCAAAGGAAUGACAAAGUCAAAGGGGAGGAACUUAAACAUGAGCUCACAUAAAAUCAGAAACAACUCCUGCAUAACACUCUGUAAGAGACAACGGACCUUUAGUUUCCUCCUUUACUGUCAUCAUAUCAUACAUGUUGUGAGAACUCUUCAGAGGACUGAGAUUUUACUGUGACACAAGAACUUAAAGCAAACAACAUCAGGAUGUCCAACAACAAGAAAUCUCCAACGACUACAACAUUUUAUAGUGAACCAGCAGUGAAGGAACUGUACACUGGAUACCUGGUCAAGUCCCCACCUCUGACCCUGACUAAAAACACUAAAUCAUGGAAGAAUCGUUUCUUUGUACUCUCCAAGAUCGGUGAAAACACCUUACAGCUGUCAUAUCAUGCAGACGAAAAGAGAGAUAAACCCUUGGGAGUGAUAGACAUUUCUAAGAUCAGCUUGCUGUUCACUAGCCCUGAGAGACAUCAGAAGUGGGACUGGGUCAAGAAACAAGCAAAGGGCUCUCCAUCUUCUGUGCUGUUCUUGAAGGUGGAAGACGAGACACUAAAACAAUCCAGAGAAUAUUUCCUCAUUGGAAAAGACCGUGCUGAUGUGGAUGGUUGGCUCAAUGCAUUAAUCAAGGCGAUGAAGACCCAGAAAUCACAAAAUAAACUACCACACACAGAUGAUAGUCAGGACAAGAGAUCUAGAUCAAUUACUCUUCCUGCAGACUUUUCAGAACCAAACGGUGAAGAUCAGCCUGAUAACAGACGGUCAGCAUUUGAAUUAACUUCUCUGCCACAAAACGAUCAUUAUGACUAUCCCCGCAAGCUCAGCGAACCUCCAAUAACAGUAACACGCAAGAUUCCAUUUAUUGAGGAAAAAGAUGAGAAGGAAGGGAAGCAGGAUGAACCUCCAGAGGACAACAGUGAAUACAUGACCAUGGGAUCAGUGCAAAGGAUGAAAGAUGACCAACAGGAGGAUGACAAAGCAUGCAAAGAGAAAAAUGAAGUUCGCAGGCAUUCUAAUCAGUCUUUCGUUGUCUAUUCUGAAAACUAUGGCUCAACCGAGUCUAACAACAGUGAAUCGGAAACACAUGUUGAUGAGGAGAUCUGCGGUAGUCAAAAUGGUGUGACAAACAAUCUGAUCUUGGCACAAGGUGGCGGCAAACCAUGGUAA
Molecule: messenger RNA, 1225 nt
Organism: Carassius carassius (crucian carp)
Lineage: Eukaryota; Metazoa; Chordata; Actinopteri; Cypriniformes; Cyprinidae
Product: pleckstrin homology domain-containing family S member 1-like
Exons: 11
Coding region: 266-1225 (319 amino acids)
Source: RefSeq, a predicted model, not a curated record